AUGCAGGUAGCAAGCAACAAGGUAAAUCACACUGCUCAUGGAGUUCAAAGCAGCAUUUCUCAAACCACUGAUGAAAGAAGCAUCCAUGAAAGUAGAGAAGCUUCCUACUACAGUUCCUCCAUUUACUACGGAGGCCAGCAACACUAUUCACCUCCACGAACCGAUGGCAUCUCCACUUCUCCAUCUCAUCACAACAAAGAAACUGAUGACACAAACGCUACUUCCAGGGGAAAUUGGUGGAAAGGUCUUUACCUUUAUCUAUACCUUAAUUACCUAUAG
This is a messenger RNA of Eruca vesicaria subsp. sativa (arugula), 279 nucleotides long. The record is from the annotation of a GenBank genome assembly. Lineage: Eukaryota; Viridiplantae; Streptophyta; Magnoliopsida; Brassicales; Brassicaceae.